Molecule: messenger RNA, 123 nt
Organism: Loa loa (African eye worm)
Lineage: Eukaryota; Metazoa; Nematoda; Chromadorea; Rhabditida; Onchocercidae
Exons: 1
Coding region: 1-123 (40 amino acids)
Source: RefSeq, a predicted model, not a curated record
AUGUUGUGUAUUUCCAAUACAAAUGCGAUAAAGAAUGCAAAAAUAACAUCUGAGAGAAUUGAGGCUCAAAAGAAUGAAGACCAUCUACAAAUACUGGAAAAUGAGCAGGAAGAAAAGGAAUAG